Adineta ricciae is the source of this 1611-nucleotide messenger RNA. The record is from the annotation of a GenBank genome assembly. NCBI's taxonomy places the organism in Eukaryota, Metazoa, Rotifera, Eurotatoria, Adinetida, Adinetidae.
AUGAGUAGAUUAUUCUCCUGGCUUCUUAAAGCGAACAAUGUUCCAACAACACCCGCAUGUCGUGAGAUAUACUUCGAAUUUCUGAUCAAGGAUAAACGUCUCAAAGAGUUGACCACGUGUCUGCAGAGAAAAAGCGAUCGAUCGGAUUGCAUCAAUGGAUUUUUUAAUUUAUUAUCGAAACUACCUGACGACGCUUAUAUGGACGAAGUAUUUGAAUUAAUCAUAACAAAAUCUCGAUUACCACCUACACAAAUCGCAAGGCUUGUUGUUGAUAGGUUAUCUCAAGCAAUAUCUUCGAAAGAUUUUGGUUUAUUCGAAAGAAUUCUUCGAUUACCGUUUUCCUUAAUUCAAAUUCCUUUAUCAACCUAUGAUGCAUCUCGAUUCAUAUCUACAUGUUCAGAUUCAGAUCAAGUAACGCGCUGCUUAUCAAUUUUAAUAGAGAAAAAUCUCCGUUUCGAUCCUGAAUAUCCUUCAUGGAUAUUAAUCCUUCUUAUCGAACAUUAUAAAACUGGAGAGGAAAUUGUCAUUGAAAAUUUUCUACGUGAGCAGAGGAAUGCACAAUUUCUAUACGUACAAUAUGGAGAUUGUCGUGUCACACCUCUCAUGAUUUUCUUACACUUAUAUUCGAAUCCGAAAUGUCAAGCAAUUAUCGAUCAGCAACUAUCAAAUAUCCAAGAUCCAUCUGUGCUACUGCAAUAUGAUCGAUGGAAUCGAUCGUAUCUAAUGCAUCUCAUUUGUACCGAAUGUCAGCACGUUGUCAACACAGCUUCAACUACGCUCCUUUCGAAUGAUCUCACUGAAGUCAAUGACGAAUUCAUCAAACAAUGCCCAUGUGCAUCGGUAAUAUUCUCACAGUUUGUACGUCUUUAUGAAUUAGGAAACAAAUUUGAAGCACCUGUGAAAACAAUAUUUAAUUCGCGGUUGUGUUUUCCACUACGGAUGAAAUUAUUUAACUAUUUAUGGGAAAAUAAUGCAGCAGAUCAAAUCAAACUUGAUGAUUUCUUCGUUAACUUUCCCUCGAUGUUCAUCUCGAACUAUCAGUAUUACCUAAAGCGUUUAGUUCAUAAUCGAAAUCUAGAUCAAGCUCUUACAUCUGUCGUUCUCAACUCCAGAGAUCAUUCUCAACGUGUCGACGCUAAAAUCACAUUUCUUUUACGACAAGGCGCACGAAUCAACGAUAUGAACGUUAUUUCAUCGAUCAUUCUCUCUCUCCUAAAUGGUGUUCAAUCAUCAACUCCAUUUAUGUUACUCGAUUAUGAUAUGCCGAUCAAAGUCGAUUCCCAGCUAUUAUCGAGCACUUCAACUCGUAACAAGACUUUGUACAUACUCCGUGCUGCCCAAUGCGGCUAUACUAAUGUAUCUCAAUCGCGGUUUGAAUGUUUUAAGUCUACCCAAAGUCAAUUCAUGAUAUCAAUGAUAGAUAAACUGGUAGAUAUAAAAAGUCCAACGAGUCUAUCGAAUUUAUGUCGGCGAAAGCUUCGAAGAUCGCUAAAAAAUUUAGGCGAUGACAUCAUGAAUAAAUUAAAUGAAAUUCUACCAAAUCGAUUAGUUCAAUCGAUAAGAUUAUACGAGUAUCAUAAAUGGCUUACAUUUUAUCAUAACGCACCGUAA